Molecule: messenger RNA, 359 nt
Organism: Tauraco erythrolophus (red-crested turaco)
Lineage: Eukaryota; Metazoa; Chordata; Aves; Musophagiformes; Musophagidae
Source: RefSeq, a predicted model, not a curated record
CUCAUCUCCUCCGUCGACCCCAAGUUUCUGAACCUCACCAAAGUUGACGACCAGAUCUACAGCGAGUUCAGGAAAACCUUCCGGGAUCUGAAAAUCGACGUGCUCGACCCAGAAGAACUGAAAUCGGAGCCUGCCAAGGAGAAGUGGCGCCCGUUCUGCCUGCGGUUCGAGGGGGUGGUGGAGGACUUCAACUACGGCACGCUGCUCCGCCUGGAUUGCCGCCAGGACUACACCGAGGAGAACACCAUCUUCGCCACCAGAAUCCAGUUUUUCGCCAUCGAAAUCGCUCGGAACAGAGAGGGCUGUAACAGCGUCGUCUACAGCAGUGCCAGGCAGCCGGCGGGGGAAGCAGCGACGGG